CGUUUCUUAUCUUGUUUUCUUCGUUUUCUCUCGCGAAAUACGGGAGAGAGCAACGACAGAGAGGUAGGGAAAGGAGGAGAGGCGAUGGAGGUGUCGACGGCGAUGUGGACGGCGGCGAUUGUCGGGGCGGUGGUGGUGUACUGGUUUGUGUGGGUGAUGGGAGCGGCGGAGGUGAAGGGGAAGCGGGCGGUGAACCUGAAGAUGGGGUCGAUCACGCGGGACAAGGUGCAGGACAACUACAAGCAGUAUUGGUCCUUCUUCCGCCGCCCCAAGGAGGACAUCGCCGCCGCCGACGACGACGACAACGUCCCCGCCUUCGUCGACACCUUUUACAACCUUGUCACCGACAUUUACGAGUGGGGCUGGGGCCAGUCCUUCCACUUCUCCCCCUCCAUCCCCGGUCGCUCCCACCGCGACGCCACCCGCCUCCACGAGGAACGCGCCGCCGACCUGAUCGCCGCCCGCCGUGGCCUCCGCGUCCUUGACGUAGGCUGCGGCGUCGGCGGGCCCAUGCGUGCCAUCGCCGCUCACUCGGGUGCCCACGUCGUCGGCAUCACCAUCAACGAGUACCAGGUCGCCCGCGCCCGCACCCACAACCGAAAGGCUGGCCUCGACGACCGCUGCGAGGUCAUCUGCGGCAACUUCCUCGAGAUGCCCUUCGCCGACGCCUCUUUCGACGGCGCUUACUCCAUCGAGGCCACUUGCCACGCCCCCCGCCUCGAGGAUGUCUACCGCGAGGUCUUCCGGGUGCUCAAGCCCGGGGCCCUCUACGUGUCCUACGAGUGGGUGACCACCGCACUCUACAGGGCGGACGACCCCGCCCACGUCCAUACCAUCCGCGGGAUCGAGGCGGGCGACGCCCUGCCGGGGCUCCGUGCGCAGCACGAGAUCGCGGAGGUGGCGCGGCAGGUGGGCUUCGAGGUGGCGGAGGAGCGCGACCUGGCGCUGCCCCCAGCGGGGCCGUGGUGGACUCGCCUCAAGAUGGGGCGGAUCUCCUACUGGCGGAACCACCUGCUCGUCUCCGCCCUCACCGCCCUGCGAGUCGCCCCCAAGGGCGUGGUGGAGGUGCACGAGAUGCUCUACGAGACGGCGCGCCACCUCAGCGACGGCGGCGAGUCCGGCAUCUUCACCCCCAUGCACAUGAUCCUUUGCCGGAAGCCGCUCGCCGCUCCUCCGCCCUCGUCCUAAUUAACUAAACUCGGAAUCCGGCGGACGGCUCCACCGGAGUCGGUCGUUUGGGGCGGGUGGUUACAGCUGGGCUUAGUUGGCGAGGGCGUCGGUUAGUGGUGGGAAGAGUCCCAUUCGGUGCGGUAACGCUGUCAACAAGAAACAUUUCAACACUAAAGGUAAAGGUGGGAGGGGGGCGGUUUCCCUUUUCCGAUUUGGCCGUUUGUUUGUUCCUCGAUCUCGAAUCUUCUGGCAGAGGGGAAAGGGGACGUGAUGUGUGGAGUGGCGGUGGAAAAGUAUGCAUGAUCGCUUUCCUCGCAGCACGGAAUAUUUGUAUUACAUGUAAUACAUAUGCCAUCAUGCGUCUGCACCGCUGGAAAACAUUUAAUACACAUCCACUGCUGAACCACUGGUACCACUUUGUACGGUCUGCACAGUUAUAGGAUCGGAAUCAGUCCGAUGGAUUAAAUGAAAACAAUUAACCCUUCAUCAAAUCAUUAUUAUAGAAAUUUAUGUAUUUCGCAUCUUGGAAUUAGAAACUUAUAUUUGGCUUA
Messenger RNA from Musa acuminata AAA Group (dessert banana), 1721 nucleotides. Its product is annotated as 24-methylenesterol C-methyltransferase 2-like. Bases 85 to 1188 code for a protein of 367 amino acids. Gene Ontology annotation, biological process: steroid biosynthetic process. Gene Ontology annotation, molecular function: S-adenosylmethionine-dependent methyltransferase activity. The record is from RefSeq and is a predicted model, not a curated record. Lineage: Eukaryota; Viridiplantae; Streptophyta; Magnoliopsida; Zingiberales; Musaceae. The transcript has 2 exons.